GGCAUUUUAGAAUCUUGUACAAGCUUUAUACUUUGAAAGCUGGAUUUCGUGUCCCGUUUGUCAUCGAAGUAAUCUCGGUGCAUCUCCUCAUCAUCGACUUCUUCAGAUACACAUCUCUGGAUAUACUCAGUUCUUCCGAUUUUGGCAUAUACUCAGAUUCUUCUGCGACAAUCGAGCAUGGCAGAAGCAGAUGGGUUGAGAUUGGAGCAAAGGCACGGGAAGGCGAGAGUCAGAGUUGCAAGAGUCUGGCGUCAAAACGACGACGGAUCUCAUCACUUUGUCGAAUGGAACGUUAGCAUCAGUCUUCUCUCUCACUGCCUCUCCUCUUAUCACCGUGACGAUAACUCCGACAUCGUCGCCACCGAUACCAUGAAAAACACUGUUUAUGUGAAGGCGAAAGAAUGUGGAGAUCGACUCUCUGUGGAAGAAUUUGCCAUACUUAUUGGGAAUCACUUUUGUUCUUUCUAUCCACAGGUUUACACUGCUAUUGUGAAUAUCAUAGAGAAACCAUGGGAGCGCGUAUGCAUCGAUGGAAAACCACAUUUACAUGGUUUUAAGCUUGGGUCAGAGAACCAUACUACGGAGGCAACAGUACAAAAGUCUGGUGCACUAAACUUAUGUUCUGGUGUUUCAGGACUAGCUUUGCUCAAGACAACCCAGUCAGGAUUUGAGAGGUUCGUGAGAGACAAAUACACCAUUCUGCCUGAUACUCGAGAGAGAAUGCUGGCCACAGAAGUGAAUGCAUCUUGGAGGUACUCGUAUGACUCAGUUGCAAGUGUCCCAAAAAAAGGACUCUACUUCAGCGAGAAGUUCAUGGACGUAAAGAAAGUUCUGAUGGAGACUUUCUUUGGUCCACCAGAAACAGGAGUGUAUAGCCCUUCUGUCCAACGCACUCUCUAUCUUAUGGGAAGCGCUGUAAUGAGAAGGUUUGCUGAUAUAUCAUCGAUUCACCUUAAGAUGCCAAAUAUUCACUUUCUACCUGUAAAUCUUUCAACCAAAGAAAAUCCUUUGAUGGUUAAGUUUAAGGAUGAUGUGUAUCUGCCAACCGAUGAACCUCAUGGAUCUAUAGAAGCAACCGUAAGCCGCAUGACCUCGAAAAUGUAAGGUUUUGGACAAUGCAGGGAUAGUUUAAAGACUACUGUAAUUCACAGGUUCUGUAACUUUUGGCUUUUGCCCUUGCUUAUAAAAUAAAGAGUGCCACUCUUCAUGAGGUGCUAUGUGUUGCAACUAUAGUGUAUCUUCAAACACAGAAAAUUUCUGUUAUGUAUGUCUUUGCAAUUGUAUGUUA
Eutrema salsugineum is the source of this 1288-nucleotide messenger RNA. Its product is annotated as uricase. The coding region runs from base 178 to 1104 and encodes 308 amino acids. Gene Ontology annotation, molecular function: urate oxidase activity. Lineage: Eukaryota; Viridiplantae; Streptophyta; Magnoliopsida; Brassicales; Brassicaceae. Gene Ontology annotation, cellular component: peroxisome. Gene Ontology annotation, biological process: urate catabolic process; purine nucleobase catabolic process. The transcript is spliced from 9 exons. The record is from RefSeq and is a predicted model, not a curated record.